AUGGCCGCCAAGUCGACAACGAAGAAGUUCCCCGAAGUCAAGGGCGGAGGCAGUCUGAUUCUGGCAUGGCAGAUCAAGGGAAAGAAGGUUCUGGUUGUUGGAGGAGGCGAGGUUGCCGCCGGUCGGAUCCUCAACUGCCUCGAUGCCGAUGCCAAUGUCACCGUUGUCUGCCCCGCCUCUGGCCUCAACCCCGAAGUAGCCCACCGUGUUGAACAAGCCAAAGUUACCCACAUCGAUCGUCUCUUCGAACCCUCUGACUUAGAUGGCGCAGCCAUGGUUCUUGUUGCCAUUGACGACCCGGCCGCCUCUACUGUAAUCUGGAAGUUGUGCAAGGAGCGCAAAGUGCCCGCCAACAUCGCCGACGUACCCCCAGAAUGCGAUUUUUACUUUGGCAGUGUCCACCGUGACGGCCCCCUUCAAAUUAUGGUUAGCACCAAUGGCAAGGGCCCCAGACUGGCUGCCAUCAUCCGGCGGCAUAUCGCAAAGUCACUUCCCAAGAACGCCGGCAACGCCAUCGAGGCCAUUGGUACACUCAGGGCGAAACUGCGCAAAAUGGCUCCGAACUCGGAGGAAAGCCCUAAGCGCAUGGGCUGGAUGAUCAAAGUCAGCAACAAGUUCGACUGGGAGGAAAUCUGCGAUCUCACCGACGAGGACAUGGAGAACCUUCUCAGAUUCUAUGCGACAAACGAGGUGCCUACAAUCGACGACCUCUUAGCCAUGAGGGAAAACCCUGGCUUCAACAAGAUGGACGUGUUUGACGGGUCCUUUGGUUUUUCCGUAGGCGCAUGA
This is a messenger RNA of Colletotrichum abscissum, 789 nucleotides long. RefSeq names its product siroheme synthase. Gene Ontology annotation, biological process: siroheme biosynthetic process. The coding region runs from base 1 to 789 and encodes 262 amino acids. NCBI's taxonomy places the organism in Eukaryota, Fungi, Ascomycota, Sordariomycetes, Glomerellales, Glomerellaceae. The record is from RefSeq and is a predicted model, not a curated record. The transcript is spliced from 3 exons. Gene Ontology annotation, molecular function: protoporphyrin ferrochelatase activity; precorrin-2 dehydrogenase activity.